Pongo pygmaeus (Bornean orangutan) is the source of this 1537-nucleotide messenger RNA. It is a transcript of the gene APOBEC3H, whose product is annotated as apolipoprotein B mRNA editing enzyme catalytic subunit 3H. The coding region runs from base 300 to 1244 and encodes 314 amino acids. NCBI's taxonomy places the organism in Eukaryota, Metazoa, Chordata, Mammalia, Primates, Hominidae. The record is from RefSeq and is a predicted model, not a curated record. Gene Ontology annotation, cellular component: cytoplasm; nucleus; P-body. Gene Ontology annotation, biological process: negative regulation of single stranded viral RNA replication via double stranded DNA intermediate; defense response to virus; cytidine to uridine editing. Gene Ontology annotation, molecular function: zinc ion binding; RNA binding; cytidine deaminase activity. The transcript is spliced from 5 exons.
GGUGGAGCCACCCCAUCAAGCCCUGGGAGGUGACUUUUUGUGACUUUUGGGAGAGCUGCCAAAAGUGAAACUUAGCGCCCCAGACAAGCAGGGGCAAGUCGGCCAAGGAAGCUGUGGCCAGAAGCACAGAUCAGGGGAGUCUCAGUCUGUCACCCAGGCUGGAGCGCAAUCUCGGCUCACUACAAGCUACACCUCCCGGGUUCACGCCAUUCUCCUGCCUGGCCAGGCAAAAUGGCUCAUGCCUGUAAUCCCAACACUUUGGAAAGCUGAAAGGGGAGGAUCAUCACUAAAGAAACACGAUGGCUCUCCUAACAGCCAAAACAUUCAGCUUACAGUUUAACAACAAGCGCCGCAUCAAAAGGCCUUACUACCCGAGGAAGGCCCUCUUGUGUUACCAGCUGACGCCGCAGAAUGGCUCCACGCCUACCAGAGGCUACUUUAAAAACAAGAAAAAGUGCCAUGCAGAAAUUCGCUUUAUUAACGAGAUCAAAUCCAUGGGACUGGACGAAACGCAGUGCUACCAAGUCACCUGUUACCUCACGUGGAGCCCCUGCCCCUCCUGUGUCCGGGAGCUGGUUGCCUUCAUCAAGGCUCACGACCAUCUGAACCUGCGCAUCUUCGCCUCCCGCCUGUACUGCCACUGGUGCAGGCGCCAGCAGGAGGGGCUGCGGCUUCUGUGUGGAUCCCAGGUCCCGGUGGAGGUCAUGGGCUCCCGAGGUAGGAAAGAGGCUUUGCAGUUCCAAGAGUGCAAAUCCCCUGGGGCACAGGCUUGGCGGGGGCCGGGGGGGGGUGUGGUUUGGAGGAGGUUGGCGGGGGGCGGGGGGAGCGGGGGGAUCUGGUGGGAGGCCAGGAAGGAAGGACUGUGGCUCAGUCAAGGCCCAAGAUCCGACACCACCUGGGAGGGAGAAUUCCCCGGACAGAGCAAUGUCCAGGGAGAGGAAGAGAAGAGAAGGGAGAGGAAGCAAGAGCUCCUGGCACUGCAGCUGCUGCCCCUGGGGCCUGGCUGGUUUCCCUCUUCCCUCUCAGAGUUUGCUGACUGCUGGGAAAACUUUGUGGACCACAAGGAACCGCUUUCCUUCAACCCCUCUGAGAUGUUAGAGGAGCUAGAUAAAAACAGUCGAGCCAUAAAGCGACGGCUUGAGAGGAUAAAGCAGUCCUGGAGUGUGGAUGUUUUAGAGAAUGGCUUAAGAAGUUUGCAGCUUGGACCCGUAUCCUCCUCAUUGUCAAGAAGCAACUCAAGAUGACUUUCCCUGGGGCAUGUCAGUUGCCUCAUAGCCUGCUGGUCCUGUGAGCAAGCACCAAGCUCCACAGUGCCGGUUCCUUGCCCCAAACCUGGCCCCAUCCAAGUACAGAAGACCUUUUUUUCCUCCUUUUUCCAUAUUGCUUUCUGUUCUAAGUGGGUGAAUAAUUUUAUAAUUGAAAAAAUAAAGAUAAUUUUAAAGUCUGUAAAUCCAGCCGGGUAUGGUGGCUCAUGCCUGUAAUCCUAGCACUUUGGGAGGCUGAGAUGCUCAGCCAAUAAAUUUCUAUUGUUUAUGAA